This is a messenger RNA of Metarhizium acridum CQMa 102, 1164 nucleotides long. The record is from RefSeq and is a predicted model, not a curated record. Lineage: Eukaryota; Fungi; Ascomycota; Sordariomycetes; Hypocreales; Clavicipitaceae.
AUGUCUGAAGACGAAGCAUCACCGACGAAACGCCUACGUGCCGACCCCGAUGCAACGCCAACUAGGCCCACGCUCGGGCCGAAAUACAGCUCGAGUUAUUCGCGUGGCUCGGGGAGCAGCACGUCGGCCGCUAGCAGACAUAGCCGUAACGGCACAAAAAGCCCAACUAAACGUAUAGCAUACUUGCAAAUGGAACAACUUAUCGAUUAUAAGCCAUUUGGGGGAAGCGAAGCGCCUCCCACAGCCCUCCAGGACUUCGUGAAAGAGAUCAAACAAUACGCUACUGGGAUAGGUAUCCUAUCACAUGAUGAAUUGGAAAAAUUCAGAGAUGCCAGACGCGACGAUAAUCUCUUUAGAGAUAUACUUGAGACAAAGGCGGUGGUUGAUGAGACCGAUCGACGAGAGCAGCUGGGUAAACUACCCGACGUUAGAACGCUAAUCGAAAUCUGGAACGAUGCUCAGGAGUGUCUGUUGGACGGCCAUGCUGAAGCAUCAUGGAAUUGCAGCGUCCAUUUUCCCUUAAUGAAAGUAUCACUUCAGCUGGCGGCGGCCAACAGCGCCAAUGGCCCCUGUCAAACCAGCGACAGCAGCCUCCGGCGAGAUGCCCAAAUUACUCCAUUCAAUGUGACGACCGCUCAGAUUGUGGCUCCAUAUACUACAACGACUGUCUCAACAAAACACGACAGACGUAUUGACUUCUGCAUAUGCAUAAGCCCUCGCCGAAAAUCUGCCCUAAGCAGUGCGAUCUGCCAUGUAGCUAAGCAGUCCGAUCACUUCUCCAUCAACCAUUCAGACUAUCCGCCGCUUAUCGCCAGGCCAAUCGGUGUGAGCUUUGAGGCCAAGCUGCCUGGCUCUGAUUGGCAGCCUGCCAUAGAACAACUCAGCGCAUGGAUGGGGGGACACUGGAUGCGCAUCAGCGAGCUGAACCAGAGUGCUGAUGAUAUAGCUGACCUACAAUAUCUCCCAGGAAUCAUCAUCCAGGGUCAUGACUGGCACUUUAUAGCCGCAACGCGCGGGCCAGAAUCCGCAAUGAGACGUAUCAAUCAGACCAUGGCUAUUAGGGCAGUUGAGAUGACACGCUCGUUCGACGAAUACCAAAAUGUAUCGUGUAUAUGUUUUUUGUUCUUUCCGUUUCCCCUUCUCGCCGUCGUCGUUCCCAGUUAA